Molecule: messenger RNA, 4832 nt
Organism: Protopterus annectens (West African lungfish)
Lineage: Eukaryota; Metazoa; Chordata; Ceratodontiformes; Protopteridae
Gene: TLL1
Product: tolloid like 1
Exons: 19
Coding region: 1-2829 (942 amino acids)
Biological process (GO): proteolysis
Molecular function (GO): metalloendopeptidase activity; calcium ion binding; zinc ion binding
Source: RefSeq, a predicted model, not a curated record
AUGUGCAUUUCUGUAAUUCAUGUAAACUAUCUUUUGCUAUCUCAAUUAUUUCAUUUGUUUAUUUUAGGUGGCUUUGAAGACCUUGGCAUACGGAAGAAGAAAGGUGCAGUCUAUCAGCUUAUCGACAGAAUAAGAAGACUUGGCCCUGACACAAAACAAGACAAAACAACAAGGGAAAAAUCCGACCAAAAAUCAUUAGAAAAGAGUGAAAAAACGCGUUUUCCCAGAGCUGCAACAUCUCGACCAGAAAGAAUAUGGCCUGGAGCUGUCAUUCCCUAUGUUAUUGGGGGCAAUUUUACUGGCAGUCAGCGAGCAAUGUUCAAACAAGCCAUGCGACACUGGGAAAAGCACACCUGUGUUACAUUCAUUGAGAGAACUGAUGAAGAAAGUUACAUCGUCUUCACUUAUAGGCCUUGUGGGUGCUGCUCCUAUGUUGGACGGAGGGGCAAUGGCCCACAAGCAAUAUCUAUUGGCAAGAACUGUGACAAAUUUGGGAUUGUUGUUCAUGAACUAGGACACGUGAUAGGAUUCUGGCAUGAACACACUCGGCCUGACAGGGAUGAUCAUGUUACAAUCAUUAGGGAAAACAUCCAGCCAGGUCAGGAGUACAACUUCUUGAAAAUGGAACCAGGAGAAGUCAACUCACUUGGUGAAUCGUAUGACUUUGACAGUAUUAUGCAUUAUGCCAGGAACACCUUCUCAAGAGGCAUGUUUCUGGAUACCAUUCUUCCUUCUCGUGAUGAUAACGGUGUGAGACCUGCAAUUGGUCAGCGAACCCGUCUAAGUAAAGGAGACAUUGCACAGGCAAGAAAGCUGUAUAGAUGUCCAGCUUGUGGAGAAACACUGCAAGAUUCAACAGGUAACUUCUCCUCACCAGGAUUUCCUAAUGGUUACCCUUCUUAUACACAUUGCAUAUGGAGGAUCUCUGUCACACCAGGGGAGAAGAUUCUUUUAAACUUCACCACUAUGGACCUUUACAAGAGCAGUCUCUGCUGGUAUGACUAUAUUGAAGUUAGAGAUGGCUACUGGAGAAAGGCCCCACUUCUUGGUAGAUACUGUGGUGACAAGCUACCCGAUGCCCUCCUAUCCACAGACAGCAGAAUGUGGAUUGAAUUUCGUAGCAGUAGUAACUGGGUUGGAAAAGGCUUUGCAGCUAUAUAUGAAGCUAUAUGUGGCGGAGAGAUCAACAAGGAUGCUGGGCAGAUCCAGUCCCCCAAUUAUCCGGAUGAUUAUAGACCAUUGAAGGAGUGUAUAUGGAAGAUAACAGUAACAGAAAACUACAAUGUUGGUUUAACCUUUCAGGCAUUUGAGGUAGAGAGACAUGAUAACUGUGCCUAUGAUUAUGUGGAAGUCCGAGAUGGUACCAGUGAAAACAGUCCUUUGAUUGGUCGUUUCUGUGGUUAUGAUAAACCUGAAGACAUCAAAUCUACCUCUAACACACUGUGGAUGAAGUUUGUGUCCGAUGGAACAGUUAACAAAGCAGGCUUUGCUGCUAACUAUUUUAAAGAGGAAGAUGAGUGUGCCAAACCUGACAAUGGAGGAUGUGAACAACGGUGUGUUAAUACUCUAGGCAGUUAUAAGUGUGCUUGUGAGCCUGGCUACGAAUUGGCUCCUGAUAAGAAGAACUGUGAAGCUGCUUGUGGAGGACUUAUCUCAAAAUUGAAUGGAACAGUUACAACACCAGGAUGGCCUAGAGAGUACCCACCAAACAAGAAUUGUGUCUGGCAAGUGGUCGCUCCUACCCAGUACAGGAUCUCACUGAAGUUUGACAUUUUUGAACUGGAAGGCAAUGAAGUGUGCAAAUAUGAUUAUGUGGAGAUCCGCAGUGGCCUCUCGUCAGAUUCAAAACUGCAUGGCAAGUUCUGUGGUACCGAAGUGCCUGAAGUUGUAACUUCCCAGUACAACAACAUGAGAAUUGAGUUCAAAUCAGACAAUACUGUAUCAAAAAAGGGAUUCAAAGCAUACUUCUUUUCAGACAAAGAUGAGUGCUCCAAGGACAAUGGUGGCUGCCAGCAUGACUGUAUCAACACUGUAGGGAGUUACGUAUGCCAGUGUCGUAAUGGAUUUGUGCUGCAUGAGAACAGACAUGACUGUAAGGAAGCUGAAUGUGAACACAAGAUCCACAGUGCAAAUGGAGUCAUAACCAGUCCCAACUGGCCAGACAAAUAUCCUAUUCGGAAAGAAUGUACAUGGGAAAUCUCUGCUACGCCAGGUCACAGAGUGAAAUUAACGUUUUCUGAAUUUGAAAUUGAACAACACCAAGAAUGUGCCUAUGACCACCUUGAGGUAUUUGAUGGAGAAACAGUUAAAUCGCCAAUCCUAGGUCGGCUUUGUGGCAGCAAGAUGCCAGAUCCCAUUGUCUCAUCAGGAAACAAAAUGUACCUUCGUUUCAUUUCUGAUGCAUCCGUCCAAAGAAAAGGCUUUCAGGCUACACAUGCUACAGAAUGCGGUGGCAGACUGAAAGCUGAAGCAAAACCUCAGGAUUUAUACUCCCAUGCUCAGUUUGGAGACAACAACUACCCUGGGCAAGUGGACUGCCAGUGGCUGAUAGUUGCAGAUAAAGGUUAUUCUGUAGAGCUAAUCUUUCAGACAUUUGAGUUGGAAGAAGAAGCAGACUGCAGUUAUGACUUCAUUGAGCUUUUCAAUGGCCUUGAUUCUUCAGGCCCUCGACGUGGGCGAUACUGUGGAUCUGGGCCACCAGAAGAAAUUUACUCCUCAGGUGAUGCUAUUCUUCUUCACUUCCACACAGAUGAUACAAUCAGCAAAAAAGGAUUCCACAUACGGUAUCUAAGUACAAAAUUUCAGGAAGACUUUCAAACCAAAGAAUAAAUGCAAGAACUUCAUCAGCAAAAAUAUGACCUUGCUUUUUUAUGACAGUAAUGAAGACAGAUGUAUUGUAUAAUGAGAAGAGACAGAAAUUGAUCCUCUGAAGAGAUCAAAUGCCUCACAUGUUUCAGUGGAAUAGAUGUUAAGGUGAAACUGCGCAGGAGACGCAUGCCACUGUUUUCUUCAGAACUUGUGAAACGGAGCAGCAUGCACCAGAAAAAAAGACUCCAAUAUACACAUCACUGCUUGACAUCAUGGAUGCCUGCAGUCUUCAUCAGCCCAGUUCUAAGGAAGAGCUCCUAGUGACUAUUUUUUCUUUUAGCUAUGUGCUUUUUCCAUAAAGGGAACUUCUCUGUGGUCAGCUACUCCUCAGUAGGUCACCAGACUUAAAGUAAAGUGAUGAAAAAAAGCUAUAAGAAUUUGUAUGUAGUUCUGGUAAAGUUCAAAUAUUUAUGUUGAAUCCUGGUAUUGAAGUUGUUUAUUUUAAGAUGAGCUGGUUCUGUUUUUAAUAAAAUGAAUAAUUCUGUCCCUGCUUAUAAUUAUGUAGCUUUUGAACCAAGGUCCCGAAAUAACUCAAGAUUUUCAGUUGUUGAAAGCUUUCAGGGUAACUUUGACUAGAUUCCAAAGCAAGUCUUGUAAUACAUGGAUGUCUUAUCUUGCAAUUUAUGUAAAUGAACUGGGGAAGUGACUUGAUUAAAAAUGUAGCAACUUUAAUUAUGCUCAAUGCAUAGUUCAGAGUAUUUACUAUGAAACAAUACAGGAUCAUUUAGAGAAACUUUCAUGUGUUUAGAACCAGGUGUAUAUUUUCUUAUACGAGUCCCGAAAUUAAACUGUUUUGCACUUAAAAACAAAAUACUGAGCAAUGUCUGCUGCAGGUUAAUGGAGACAAACAGGGCCAUCUUGACUACAGCAUUUUUUUUUCUUUUCAUUUUUAAAAUCUCUUGUCCUUGGAUAUUUUUGCAGAGCUUCUGUUCUGAUUGCUGCUAGCAUGAAUGCAUUUGGGAAACAAACUGAUAAAAUCUUUGCUCUCCAAGGUAUUCAGCACAGGACAUUCAGUUACUGUGAUACUGUUUACAGCCCAAGUAACCAGAAAAGUAAACAUCCACAGGGAAAUAGUGGAUCAAGAUAAUGAAUGACAAAUGGACUAUUGUUGCAGAAGUUUUCUAUGGUGCUACUCCAUAUCCCUACAACGAUAGUUUGAUUUAUGAGCCAGUAUUUUGUGAACUGUAAAAGCAGAAACUGCACCUGACUGUAUCUGGAGGAGAAAACAUUUUGACUUAUAGCGAGACUACAUCAGCAGCAUGGGUCCUGUGGAACAUCUGUUGUUGCCUUAGAAUAAGACGUGCAUACAUACUUGCACAUAAGGGAUCAUCAUCUGGCUUAUGUAUCCAUUUUCAUAACUAAUCUGACAACUUGAACAUUUCAAUGCAAGUAGAAUUUAAACAAAUUAGACAGCCUGCAGGCAAGAUGUAUUUAGAACUGGACCUUAAUUUAAAUGUGAAUAAGUUUAGGUCUGAAUCUCAGAUGUCUCAUUGUCAUUUAGGUCAUCAUGAAACAGUAAGGUGAUGUAUGCACGUGAUAGUUUUUGAGAAUUUAAAAAAAUGUUAGAUAUAAUGAUUUGACAGAGAACUUGCUAGUAUAUGUGCCAAUUUCUGCCAUGCCCCAUUAUUUUGUAGUUAUCUCCUUUAUGAAAUUGGUGUAGACUUUGUAAAGUGGAUUGACAGACUAAACAUGGUCAACUUUACAGUUUUAAAUUUAAUUUUCUCUUAUUGUCAUGUCUUCUGCAAGCCAUUUUUUUUCUUUUGUUAUUGUAUGAUUCCUAGUUGCUACUUCUGUUAGCACUAAUCCAUCUGUAACUUGACCAAAAAAUAUCAUGGACAUUAAUAAAUGUUAUGAAAUAUACUUUCAGUACAUACCUACCCUGUCAUUGUUAUGUUUUAGAAGCUACCUCCCAACUUGCCAGCAUUUGUGUGUGUAGUUCUGGAAAUAAAAUGGCCUGGAAUGUG